Messenger RNA from Mytilus californianus (California mussel), 1254 nucleotides. RefSeq lists its product as uncharacterized. Lineage: Eukaryota; Metazoa; Mollusca; Bivalvia; Mytilida; Mytilidae. The record is from RefSeq and is a predicted model, not a curated record. The coding region runs from base 223 to 1122 and encodes 299 amino acids. The transcript has a single exon.
AAAAGUUUAAUCAGAGCGGUAAACAAUAUUUUGAUAUCUAUUUUGUAGGAUUUUUAAUUUUCAAUUUGCGUAAAUACGAUGUCAUUCAUGUGUUUAAUAAAGAAAAUAAACAAUUAAUAUAUGAUUAAAGGCACAUCGACCAAACAUCAUUUUCGUUGACUUAUAUGUUCGGAAGGAGUGGAAGGAGAAGAAGAAUUAAAAUAGUUUUAACACUUUGUCAUAAUGGACACUAAAUUGUUUUUGAAUAAACGGACAUCUGUAAGUAUGGAAAAACGAAAAUCUGUUGAAAAAUUAAUUAUGCCGCCAAUUGCUAAAUCAACAACCCGAAAACUAAGUUCAUCAAACGCUCAACAUAUAUUUGGAGAUAAUAAGCAUUUUCGAUCUCUAGGAGGCAGGGUAAAGAAUCUUAUCCGAUUCAACAAAGCCUUUGGAACAACGGAAAAGGAAGAGGAUGAUAUUAUCACAUCUGAUAAACUUCUACCAUCGGAACCCCGAUUUUCUACGUCACUGUCGCCUGCAGCACAGUUCGCCAUGAUGAAAGGAUAUGAAGAUAUGGUGUACGACAAUAUCUGUAAAUAUUAUCCAGCAAGUAAAGUAUUUCUAAAAAGGAAUAAAACGUCACCGAAAGGCUAUAUUGAUUUAAACAAUGUAAACUUGGCAGAAAACAAUGCAAACCAUGACGUCACUCAAAAGUCUGACAAUGGUUCACAGAAUUCUGGAAACAAUUCUGAUAAACAUGCUGAACAUGAAUUAAAAGAGCAAAAUGAGCUCGAGAAAAUUAUCGACACAAAUGAAAAUAUUGUGAAUCUAGAACUCAAUCCAAUAAAAAGGCAAAAUUCACAAAUGGAAAUGAAACCUGUUGGAUCUGUGCAAACUUUAAGACCAAACAGCUUUCCCCUUAUCAGUAAGCCUGGUGUACCUCGGGAAAAAAGACUUGUUUUAUCACAUCGUCUACAAAGUGCCAUGGACAUAUUAGAUACAGUCAGAGGGAACUUCGGUUGUCAUUCUAUCUCUCCAAGAAUCAAAGGUUAUCCCAGGAAAAUUAAACCCGUCUCCGACUUCAAUCAAUGGUCGACUAUAUGGUCUGAUGAGUUUAAAAUCAACAGGUUUGGUAAGAAAUAAAAACAAUAUUGAUCCAAAGUGAAAACAUCUAUAUGUGUUGUAUUGACUUUUUAAGACGGUGAUUUCAAUCAUUUAAUUUGGAAAUAAAUUGUAAUUAUAAAUGUAAAUUAAAAGUUCAAUAAUUUAAUUUUA